GAGUGAAUUUCUCGAUCCGUCAAAUUGGGGUAAAGUGUCCGAUAAUCAAUAAAUAAAUUCCUUAUGAAAUACGCUAAAAUAUAAUAGCGAUGGCGGAUUAACUGAAACUAUUACAUAACGUUUUUGCUUCGGUUUGGUGUCGGGCAACGUGCAAUGUAAAGAGGUUAUCAUCGCUUAACGCUAAUAUCAGCUGUCAAAUCGUAGGAAUUUAUAGCAUCGUAUCCUUGGUGACUGCCUUAGCAACCGAUACAACAACAUAGCAACACAGGUUAUCUCAAGGAUUUGGUUCAUUUCUACCUAUACGUUAAUUUUAUGAAAAAAUAACAUAAAAAAGAGAACAGCUGGUUGUGAAAAGAGGAUUGAAAUCUUAAUUUUUUUUUGAUUUAUUUCAAAAACGAGAAGAAAAAAGGAUGUUUUAGUACUAAUAGAGGAGAGGUGUAGCCGUGGAGACUGUGCCAUGGCAACGACAGCCAGGUUUGCUACAGCAUCAGGAGGCAGCAACAGCAGCAGUCCUCCCACCCCAGCCCCAGCAACGACACCACCUGCACAGUCGCAGACAACCCAGCUAAUUGUGUUACCGGCCAGUAUUCACCAGGCUGCGACUAGUGGUACAAUCGUCAAUGGGGUGCCGGUAAUCGACGUAUCUGCUUUGGAACAAGCUGCAGACUCUAGUAACGAAAGUUCGGCGACAGCAGAACAUCAGAGUGAAAGUCACGAAACGGAAGGAAUCGAGCAAGUUUCUUCGCAUUAUAUCACUGUUACCGAAGCAGCGGCUAGGUCCUAUGCUUCCUUAACACCCGUGCAACCCACCGUAGUUGCUUCAGAAGGAGAUACAGUGGCAUCCCAUCAAGGUUAUCAUGUUCAAUAUGUGGAACCGGAAAUAUACGCUGCUCAAACUAAUGGUGGUCAAGCACAAAUGGCGUAUCCGAUUUAUACUGUUGGAGAAGCUGGAACAAUUUAUGCAAGUCAGGGUCAAUAUUACGCUGCGAAUGCAACAACAACGGGUGCAUCAAAUGCUGUCGGAUAUACAACCACUGGAGGACAUUAUUUAGUUCAACCUGCUGUCGAUCCUGAAACUCUUAUCGCUUCAACCAGAAAUUCACCUCAAACAACUACAGCGGCCGAAACGAGUUAUGUGGCGACGGCCACCGUGCAUGCGACACCGUCUUCUGGGCAGGUGAACGAGGAGGUCGGGUCCGCGCUUGGCCACGCUACUAGAGUAUCCCCUGCGACAGUUCAAUGGCUUUUAGAAAAUUACGAAACAGCCGAAGGUGUUUCACUUCCAAGAUCUACGCUUUACGCUCAUUACUUACGUCACUGCGCCGAUCACAAAUUAGAACCCGUUAACGCCGCAUCGUUUGGUAAAUUAAUACGAUCGGUUUUCUUGGGAUUACGUACAAGGCGUUUGGGGACAAGAGGGAACUCAAAGUAUCAUUAUUAUGGUAUUCGAGUGAAACCUGGUUCGCCUUUGACAACGAUUGAAGAAACGGGGAGUAGAACGGUUCAAACGGCAAAUAAUAUGUCUGGAAAAGUUUCUGGAAAUGUGAAUAGAGGAUUUAAAAGGAGUAGUGACUCUUCAGAUUCUUCUGUUUCUGUCGGGGUUAUUUCGCAACAUUUAUCCUACCUUGGCGACGGAAGUAAUGCGAUUCCAAAUUUUCCGAGUAUUAUAAUUCCAGGGCCUUUACCUAAGGAAUGUUCCUAUGACGAUGUUGAUACGUUAAAAUCAAUUUAUCGAGAACAUUUAGAAGCCUUUCUUGAUGCGAUUAUGAGCUUAGAAUUUUGUACUGUUGAAUCGCUUUGGAGAGAGUUUUGGAGAUCGCAAGAUAAUAAUAACGGCGAUGAAUGUGAAGAAGAAAAAUAUUUGUCAAAAUCUAAAUUAUUUGCUCUUUGCACCUUGGAACCCGUUCAAACAUAUAUAAGGAACGUUGAUUUAAUUUUUUAUCAAAACUUAAUACAAGUUCUAGUCCCAGAUGUUUUAAAACCCAUCCCGGCUACUUUAACACAAUCUAUACGUAAUUUUGCCAAAAGUUUAGAAAGUUGGUUAACUACAGCUAUGACUGGGGCUCCUUCGGGAAUGCUCUCAGCGAAGUUAACCGCGGUUUCAGCAUUUAGUUCAAGUUUAAGACGUUACACAUCUUUAAAUCACUUAGCUCAGGCCGCUCGCGCUGUUUUACAUAAUAGUACUCAAAUUGCUCAGAUGCUUGCUGAUUUAAAUCGAGUCGAUUUUCAUAGCGUUCGUGAACAAGCAUCAUGGGUGUGUCAAUGCGACCAUGAAAUCGUCGCUCGUUUCGAAGCCGAUUUCAAAUUAACGUUGCAACAACAAAAUUCUCUUGAACAAUGGGCUUCGUGGUUGAAAAACGUCGUAAAAAGCGCGUUGAAACCGUACGAAGGAAAGCCAAUGUUUUCUAAAGCUGCAAGACAAUUUUUAUUAAAAUGGAGCUUUUAUAGUUCCAUGGUAAUACGAGAUUUAACUUUACGUUCAGCAGCAAGUUUUGGAUCGUUUCAUUUAAUUCGACUACUUUAUGAUGAAUAUAUGUUUUAUUUGAUUGAACAUCAAGUUGCUGAAGCAACUGGAAUAGUUCCAAUAGCAGUCAUGGUUGAAGGAAUUGUAAGUAAGGUUUUGAAAUUAAUUUUUUGUAAUU
Molecule: messenger RNA, 2642 nt
Organism: Onthophagus taurus
Lineage: Eukaryota; Metazoa; Arthropoda; Insecta; Coleoptera; Scarabaeidae
Source: RefSeq, a predicted model, not a curated record